AAGAUUGAAUAUAGAGCAGCAGAAUUUCAAGUAAUCUGGCUUGAUGUGCAUACAGAAGGAAUGAAGCAUGGAUGUGAAGGAACGCAGACCAUAUUGCUCCCUAACAAAAAGCAGAAGAGAGAAGGAACGGCGUUACACAAACUCUUCAGCAGAAAAUGAAGAGUGCAGAGUGCCUACACAGAAGUCCUACAGCUCAAGUGAAACCUUGAAAGCUUUUGAUCAUGAUUCCUCCAGAUUGUUGUAUGGAAACCGGGUAAAAGACUUGGUCCACAGGGAAUCAGAUGAGUAUAGAGGACAAGGACAGAAUUUUACCCUAAGGCAGUUAGGAGUUUGUGAACCAGCAACUCGAAGAGGACUGGCAUUUUGUGCUGAAAUGGGGCUUCCCCACAGAGGUUACUCUAUCAGUGCAGGGUCAGAUGCUGAUACUGAAAAUGAAGGAGUGAUGUCUCCAGAGCAUGCCAUGAGACUUUGGGGCAGGGGGGUCAAAUCAGGCCGCAGUUCCUGUCUCUCAAGCCGUUCCAACUCAGCCCUCACAUUAACAGAUACCGAGCAUGAAAACAAGUCCGACAGUGAGAAUGGCACUACUGCUCAGCCCACCCUAUGUUGGAAUGCUGCAUAUCAUGAUGAGGAUCUGAUCCUGACUGGAGAUACUGAAUGCCACCAAAAUACAAGUCCUCCCAUGCCAUCCUCUUCAUCUAGUCAAUCCGUUAUUGAGCAUUUACAUUCCCCUCCUCCAUCACCUAAUCUCCAUGACAACCAGAGAUGGUUGCUAAGUACUAGUGCUAUCCAGCCAGUUCAGGACUCUGACACUGAUGAGGACUAUACUGCCAGCUCUUACCUAGUACAGACCGGUCCUGUUUCAGUUUUUGCCUCAGGUCAUGAGCAACCUCCAAAUAACCAAGGCCAGUCGACCCUGCAACCUUUGCCACCUUCUCACAAGCAGCAUUCAGCACAGCAUCACCCAUCUAUCACCUCCCUUAACAGAAACUCACUGACAAAUAGGAGGAACCAGAGUCCGGCCCCGCCGGCUGCUUUGCCCGCCGAGCUGCAAACCACACCCGAGUCGGUCCAGCUGCAGGACAGCUGGGUCCUUGGCAGUAAUGUGCCACUGGAAAGCAGGCAUUUCCUAUUCAAAACAGGAACAGGGACAACACCACUGUUCAGCACUGCAACACCGGGUUACACAAUGGCAUCCGGCUCUGUUUAUUCGCCUCCUACACGGCCACUACCUAGGAACACCUUAUCAAGAAGUGCUUUUAAAUUUAAGAAGUCUUCAAAAUACUGUAGCUGGAAAUGUACAGCACUCUGUGCUGUAGGGGUCUCUGUGCUACUUGCAAUACUACUAUCUUAUUUUAUAGCAAUGCAUCUAUUUGGCCUCAACUGGCAGUUACAACAGACUGAAAACGACACAUUUGAAAAUGGAAAAGUGAAUUCUGAUACUGUGCCAACACACACCGUAUCAUUACCUUCUGGUGAAAAUGGAAAAUUAGGAGGAUUUGCACAAGAAAACAAUACUAUAGAUUCUGGAGAACUUGAUAUAGGCCGAAGAGCAACACAAGAGGUUCCUCCUGGGAUCUUCUGGAGGUCACAAGUCUUCAUUGAUCAGCCACAGUUUCUAAAAUUCAAUAUCUCCCUUCAGAAAGAUGCAUUGAUUGGAGUGUAUGGCCGAAAAGGCUUACCACCUUCGCAUACUCAAUAUGACUUUGUUGAACUUUUGGAUGGGAGCCGGUUGAUUGCAAGAGAACAGCGUAACCUUCUUGAGACAGAAAGAGCAGGUAGACAGGCAAGAUCUGUCAGUCUUCACGAAGCAGGUUUCAUUCAGUAUCUGGACGCUGGGAUCUGGCAUCUGGCUUUUUACAAUGAUGGGAAAAAUGCAGAACAGAUUUCAUUUAAUACUAUUGUCAUUGAGUCUGUGGUGGAAUGCCCCCGCAAUUGCCAUGGAAACGGAGAGUGUGUGUCAGGAUCAUGCCAUUGUUUUGCUGGAUUUCUGGGCCCUGAUUGUUCAAGAGCAGCCUGCCCAGUAUUGUGCAGUGGUAAUGGGCAGUACUCCAAAGGACGCUGUCUUUGCUACAGUGGCUGGAAAGGUACAGAGUGUGAUGUGCCUACCACCCAGUGCAUUGACCCUCAAUGUGGGGGUCGUGGGAUUUGCAUCAUGGGCUCUUGUGCUUGCAACUCUGGAUACAAAGGAGAAAACUGUGAGGAAGCUGACUGUUUAGAUCCAGCUUGUUCAAAUCAUGGUGUCUGUAUCCAUGGAGAGUGCCACUGUAAUCCAGGAUGGGGUGGUAGCAACUGUGAAAUACUGAAGACUAUGUGUCCAGACCAGUGCUCCGGCCAUGGCACAUAUCUUCAGGAAAGUGGCACUUGCACUUGUGACCCUAAUUGGACUGGUCCUGACUGCUCCAAUGAGAUCUGUUCUGUUGAUUGUGGCACACAUGGGGUUUGCAUGGGUGGAACAUGUCGUUGUGAAGAAGGGUGGACUGGCCCAUCCUGCAAUCAAAGAGCAUGUCAUCCUCGGUGUGCUGAGCAUGGGACAUGUAAAGAUGGGAAAUGUGAAUGCAGCCAAGGCUGGAAUGGUGAACACUGCACUAUCGCUCACUAUUUGGAUAAAAUAGUUAAAGAGGGAUGCCCUGGCCUGUGUAAUAGCAAUGGAAGAUGUACUCUGGACCAAAAUGGCUGGCAUUGUGUUUGUCAGCCAGGAUGGAGAGGAGCCGGAUGUGAUGUCGCCAUGGAAACUUUAUGUACUGAUAGCAAGGACAAUGAAGGAGAUGGGUUAAUCGACUGCAUGGAUCCUGACUGCUGUUUGCAGAGUUCCUGCCAAAACCAACCCUUCUGUCGUGGACUGCCUGACCCACAAGAUAUCAUCAGCCAAAGCCAGCAGUCACCAUCUCAGCAAGCUGCUAAAUCCUUUUAUGAUCGGAUCAGUUUUCUCAUAGGACCAGACAGUACCCAUGUCAUUCCUGGGGAAAGCCCUUUCAAUAAAAGUCUUGCAUCUGUCAUAAGAGGCCAAGUAUUAACAGCAGAUGGAACACCGCUAAUUGGAGUUAAUGUUUCCUUUUUACAUUAUCCAGACUAUGGGUACACAAUCACGCGUCAAGAUGGAAUGUUUGAUUUGGUGGCAAAUGGUGGUGCAUCUUUAACUCUGGUGUUUGAACGAUCACCAUUCCUUACUCAAUACCACACAGUUUGGAUACCAUGGAAUGUUUUCUAUGUCAUGGACACUCUUGUCAUGAAAAAGGAAGAGAAUGACAUUCCCAGCUGUGAUCUGAGUGGAUUUGUGAGACCAAACCCUGUCAUUGUAUCAUCACCUUUAUCUACCUUGUUCAGAAUUUCUCCUGAGGACAGCCCUAUUAUUCCUGAAACACAGGUACUACAUGAAGAAACAACAAUCCCAGGAACAGAUUUGAAAUUGUCGUAUUUAAGCUCCAGAGCUGCAGGAUACAAAUCUGUUCUUAAAAUCACCAUGACACAGUCAGUGAUACCAUUUAACUUAAUGAAAGUUCAUCUCAUGGUUGCAGUAGUGGGAAGACUUUUUCAAAAAUGGUUCCCUGCAUCUCCAAACUUGGCUUAUACAUUCAUAUGGGACAAAACUGAUGCAUAUAAUCAAAAGGUCUAUGGUCUAUCUGAAGCUGUUGUAUCUGUAGGUUAUGAAUAUGAAUCUUGUUUGGAUCUAACACUAUGGGAAAAACGGACAGCCAUUUUGCAAGGCUAUGAAUUGGAUGCUUCCAACAUGGGAGGCUGGACGUUGGAUAAGCAUCAUGUGUUAGAUGUUCAAAAUGGUAUCCUCUACAAAGGCAAUGGGGAAAAUCAGUUCAUCUCUCAGCAGCCACCAGUUGUCAGUAGUAUAAUGGGCAAUGGUCGGCGACGUAGCAUUUCUUGCCCGAGUUGCAACGGUCAAGCAGAUGGCAAUAAGCUUUUGGCUCCAGUUGCCUUGGCUUGCGGAAUUGAUGGAAGCUUGUAUGUAGGUGAUUUCAACUAUGUUCGGCGGAUAUUCCCAUCUGGAAAUGUAACAAGUGUUCUUGAGCUAAGAAAUAAAGAUUUUAGACAUAGCAGUAACCCAGCUCAUAGAUACUACCUUGCAACUGACCCAGUAACAGGAGAAUUAUAUGUUUCUGACACGAACACUCGAAGGAUUUAUCGUCCAAAGUCACUCACUGGGACAAAGGACCUGACAAAAAAUGCUGAUGUGGUAGCAGGGACUGGAGAGCAGUGCCUUCCAUUUGAUGAAGCAAGAUGUGGCGAUGGUGGCAAAGCUGUAGAAGCAACUCUCAUGAGUCCCAAAGGAGUAGCAAUAGAUAAGAAUGGUUUAAUCUACUUUGUUGAUGGAACCAUGAUCAGAAAAGUGGACCAGAAUGGAAUAAUAUCAACCUUACUUGGCUCAAAUGACCUGACUUCAGCACGACCUCUAACAUGUGACACCAGCAUGCAUAUUAGCCAGGUGCGUCUGGAGUGGCCAACAGAUUUAGCUAUAAACCCAAUGGAUAACUCCAUAUAUGUGUUGGAUAACAAUGUAGUUCUUCAGAUUACUGAAAAUCGGCAAGUCCGUAUCGCUGCUGGACGGCCAAUGCACUGUCAAGUCCCUGGAGUGGAAUACACAGUAGGAAAGCAUGCAGUACAGACCACUUUAGAAUCAGCAACAGCUAUUGCUGUAUCUUAUAAUGGGGUGCUUUACAUUACAGAGACUGAUGAAAAAAAGAUUAACAGAAUAAGACAAGUUACAACAGAUGGAGAAAUCUCGUUAGUUGCUGGAAUACCUUCGGAGUGUGAUUGCAAAAAUGAUGCUAAUUGUGACUGCUAUCAAAAUGGAGAUGGUUAUGCUAAAGAUGCCAAACUUAAUGCUCCAUCUUCCUUAGCUGUAUCACCUGACGGAACAUUGUACAUUGCAGAUCUUGGAAAUAUCCGGAUACGAGCUGUGUCAAAGAACAAACCAUUGUUGAAUUCAAUGAAUUUUUAUGAAGUUGCCUCUCCAACUGAUCAAGAACUCUAUAUCUUUGAUGUCAAUGGGACUCAUCAGUACACGAUGAGUUUAGUCACAGGAGACUAUUUGUACAAUUUUAGCUAUAGCAAUGACAAUGAUGUAACUGCGGUAACUGACAGUAAUGGAAAUACCCUUCGUAUUAGACGGGAUCCCAACCGGAUGCCAGUAAGGGUGGUAUCACCUGAUAAUCAAGUCAUCUGGUUAACUAUAGGAACCAAUGGAUGUUUGAAAAGUAUGACAGCUCAAGGACAGGAGCUAGUCUUAUUUACUUAUCAUGGCAACAGUGGACUAUUGGCAACUAAAAGUGAUGAGACUGGAUGGACAACUUUCUUUGAUUAUGACAGUGAAGGGCGACUAACCAAUGUUACAUUUCCAACUGGAGUGGUAACCAACCUGCAUGGGGAGAUGGAAAGAGCCAUUACAGUUGAUAUUGAAUCAUCUAGCAGAGAGGAAGAUGUCAGCAUCACUUCAAACCUAUCAUCAAUUGAUUCUUUCUAUACGAUGGUCCAAGAUCAGUUAAGAAACAGCUACCAGAUUGGAUAUGAUGGGUCCCUAAGAAUUAUCUAUGCCAGUGGCCUGGACACACACUAUCAGACAGAACCACAUGUUUUAGCUGGCACUGCCAAUCCUACAGUAGCAAAAAGAAAUAUGACUCUUCCUGGAGAAAAUGGACAGAAUCUAGUGGAGUGGAGGUUCCGAAAAGAACAAGCCCAAGGCAAAGUCAAUGUGUUUGGCCGAAAGCUCAGAGUUAAUGGUAGGAACCUCCUUUCAGUUGACUUUGAUCGGACCACAAAGACAGAGAAGAUCUAUGAUGACCACCGUAAAUUUCUGUUGAGGAUUGCCUACGACACUUCAGGACAUCCAACUCUAUGGUUCCCAAGCAGCAAGCUUAUGGCUGUCAAUGUUACCUAUUCAUCUACAGGUCAGAUUGGCAGUAUCCAGCGAGGAACUACUAGUGAAAAAGUAGAUUAUGACGGACAGGGAAGGAUUGUAUCUAGAGUAUUUGCAGAUGGCAAAACAUGGAGUUACACGUACCUUGAAAAGUCUAUGGUCCUCUUACUACAUAGUCAACGGCAGUACAUUUUCGAAUACGACUUACUGGAUCGACUUUCUGCAAUAACCAUGCCCAGUGUCGCCCGCCAUACUAUGCAGACAAUCCGUUCCAUUGGCUAUUAUCGGAACAUCUACAACCCCCCUGAAAGUAAUGCCUCUGUCAUCAUGGACUACAAUGAGGAAGGACAGCUAUUGCAAACUGCUUUCUUGGGCACAAGUCGAAGAGUUUUAUUCAAAUACAGAAGGCAGACCAGGCUCUCCGAAAUUCUGUAUGAUAGUACAAGAGUCAGUUUUACUUAUGAUGAGACAGCAGGAGUUCUGAAAACAGUAAACCUCCAGAGUGAUGGUUUUAUCUGCACCAUUAGAUACAGGCAAAUUGGCCCAUUGAUUGACAGGCAGAUUUUCCGCUUUAGCGAGGAUGGAAUGGUAAAUGCCCGAUUUGACUACAGCUACGACAAUAGCUUCAGAGUGACUAGCAUGCAAGGUGUUAUCAAUGAAACUCCAUUGCCUAUUGAUCUUUACCAGUUUGAUGACAUCUCUGGAAAAGUUGAACAGUUUGGGAAAUUUGGGGUGAUAUAUUAUGAUAUUAACCAGAUAAUUUCAACAGCUGUAAUGACUUACACAAAGCAUUUUGAUGCCCAUGGUCGCAUAAAGGAAAUUCAGUAUGAAAUAUUCAGAUCACUUAUGUACUGGAUUACAAUUCAGUAUGAUAACAUGGGCCGAGUAACAAAAAGAGAAAUUAAAAUAGGGCCAUUUGCUAACACAACCAAGUAUGCAUAUGAAUAUGAUGUUGAUGGCCAGCUGCAGACUGUUUACCUGAAUGAGAAAAUAAUGUGGCGAUACAACUAUGACUUGAAUGGCAAUCUGCACUUGCUCAAUCCAAGUAAUAGUGCCCGUUUAACACCACUUCGCUAUGAUCUGAGAGACAGAAUCACUCGACUAGGUGAUGUUCAGUACCGGCUAGAUGAGGAUGGAUUCUUGCGACAGAGGGGUACAGAGAUAUUUGAAUACAGCUCAAAGGGCCUCCUCACCAGAGUUUAUAGCAAAGGCAGUGGGUGGACAGUGAUAUACCGUUACGAUGGACUUGGAAGACGAGUAUCCAGUAAAACCAGUCUGGGGCAGCAUCUUCAGUUUUUCUAUGCAGACCUUACAUAUCCAACAAGGAUAACUCAUGUGUACAACCAUUCAAGUUCUGAAAUCACCUCUCUCUACUAUGACUUGCAAGGACACCUAUUUGCCAUGGAGAUCAGCAGUGGAGAUGAGUUCUACAUUGCCUCAGACAAUACUGGCACACCACUAGCUGUUUUUAGCAGCAAUGGUCUUAUGCUAAAGCAAAUUCAAUACACAGCAUAUGGUGAAAUCUAUUUUGACUCCAACCUUGAUUUCCAGCUGGUGAUAGGAUUCCAUGGAGGCCUUUAUGACCCUCUGACAAAAUUAAUUCAUUUUGGCCAAAGAGAUUAUGACAUUUUAGCAGGCCGUUGGACUACACCUGACAUUGAAAUUUGGAAAAAAAUAGGAAAAGAUCCCGCUCCUUUUAAUUUAUACAUGUUUAGAAAUAACAAUCCAGCCAGCAGAAUACAUGAUGUGAAAGAUUAUAUCACAGAUGUUAACAGCUGGCUGGUGACAUUUGGUUUCCACCUGCAUAAUGCCAUCCCAGGAUUUCCCGUGCCAAAAUUUGAUUUAACAGAGCCCUCCUAUGAACUUGUGAAGAGUCAGCAGUGGGAUGAUGUACCGCCAAUUUCUGGAGUGCAACAACAAGUGGCAAGGCAAGCAAAGGCUUUCCUGUCCCUAGGAAAGAUGGCAGAAGUCCAAAUCAGCAAGCGCAGACCUGGUGGUGAGAAAUCAUGGUUGUGGUUUGCAACUGUGAAGUCUCUGAUUGGAAAAGGGGUUAUGCUGGCUGUCAAUCAAGGCAAAGUGCAGACUAAUGUGCUCAACAUUGCAAAUGAGGAUUGCAUCAAAGUGGCAGCUGUUCUGAACAAUGCGUACUACUUGGAAAACUUACAUUUCACGGUCGAAGGGAAGGACACACACUACUUCAUCAAGACCACCUCACCAGAGAGUGACCUAGGCACACUGAGACUGACGAGUGGCCGGAAGGCCCUGGAGAAUGGCAUCAACGUCACUGUUUCCCAGUCCACCACUGUAGUGAAUGGCAGGACUCGUAGGUUUGCUGAUGUUGACAUGCAGUACGGCGCUCUGGCUCUUCAUGUCCGCUAUGGCAUGACUCUCGAUGAAGAGAAGGCACGGAUAUUAGAGCAGGCUAGGCAAAGGGCUCUCUCCAAUGCCUGGGCCAGAGAACAACAGAGAGUGCGAGAUGGAGAGGAAGGGGCAAGGUUGUGGACAGAAGGGGAAAAGAGGCAACUGCUGAGUGCUGGAAAAGUGCAAGGAUACGAUGGGUACUAUGUACUCUCCGUGGAGCAAUACCCCGAAUUAGCAGACAGUGCUAACAAUAUACAGUUCCUGAGGCAAAGUGAGAUUGGAAAGAGGUAACACCCUGGUGGAGCCGGGGCUGCCAAAGAGACUGCCUCUGUGCCAGGGUCUUCAAAGAGGGAGACCAAACUGUUUUGCUGCAUUACUACUUGAGCCUAAACAUACACCUUUGCUCAGAUUUUUCUGUAGCACAAUCUGAACAGACUCUACAACAAAGAGAGAGCCUUCCAGAAGAAGGAUAUUGCGAAAAAGAAAAACUGGGAUUUUUUUUCUGAAUGACCUUAAAGGUGAUCUGCUUUAAAGAAUAUGUUUACAUAUGCAUAUCGCUGCACUCAAGUUGAACUGAAAGUAUUAAAUGAAAGACCUGAAGGGGUUGCAACAGGCUGCCUAUUCCUUUGAGGCACUGUCUUUAACUAAGAAACAGUUCCGUACAGUGUUUCCAAAUAUUACUAAAUUGUUGACCUUUGCUUACAAGAAAUAUUCUCUCUCUUUCUCCUCCUCUUCCUCUAUUUUGCUCUCUUCCUCUCUCUGCAUAGGAUGUGGUAUAUAUCUCCGUUCAUUUUAAAAUGUGGGGCAAAAAUUCUUGUUCAUGGACACCCUGGUGGCUUUAAACUGUGCUGCUUUCUAAAAGGACAUUGGCACAAGCGAUUUAUGCUACAAUGAGAAUUUAAUAAUGGAUUUUACAGUGAUAAUGGGGUUUGCCUUGGGGGAAAAUGGCAAGUAGAAUCCUUGUCACAGAGAAGCAAAGGAAACCUUGAUUUUUUUUGUAAAUUAUGUGAGACAAGUUGUUUAUGGAUUUUUAUAUGAAUUACAAUUUACUGUACAUCAAAUAUUAGUCUCAGAGGAGUUAAUUUAUGUAAAGUGUUUAAAAAAGUUUAUACUUAAAAUAAAAUGAUAAAAAUGUGCAGUGUGUGAAUUUUUUUAAAGGAAUUGCACCUUUUGUUAUGUUAUAGCUGUACAGUAUAAAGAGUUAUAUUGUAGAGAUAUAACAGUGUAUAACUAAUGGACAGAAGUGUUAAUAUUUUUGUAUUAGCUUUAAAAUGGUGCAUUUUUCUCUUUCGAUCACUCCUCUGAAAGGAUGGAGUGGUCCCAAAUGCAUAGGUAAUCGGGCUGCAGCUCCUUUUGCAUUCUCUACCCUUGCUGGCCCCUCAGCCCAUGAGGUUUCAUCUCUCACUGCUGGGAGGGAAAGCAAUUCAUUAAGAAUCAUUUGAUAGGACAGAAGACUUUGUAGGCUGGACUUGCCUUGUCCUCCCCUGCCUGAAAGGUGUACUUAAUCAUGUUGCAGCUAUAUUGUGCAUUUUUUGAAUGUGGGAUGUGAAGCUGUGUAAUGUGAUGACAGGAACAAUCCUAGCCGAGCUUAGGAUUGCUGCUGCCUCAAUGUGCAUGAAUGGCAAGAUGGUGGAGUUCUUGCCCCCACAGUUACACAGUCCCCAAGGUGGGUCUUUCACCUUUGGCUUCUCUGUGAAAGAGAUGUUUUCAGUGGCUCGGUUCUCAUGAUCCCUGAAAAAAAAGAAGCCACUCAGUGACCAUGGAGAUCUGGCUAGUUUUUCACUGGAAGAUAGCAGAAACUUAGCAGCAUUUGUAACACAAGUAGACACAUGAAUAACAAAUUUAAAUAAAUAUCCCAGUUUUUAAAGCCCUUAUUGACCAAAGAGAGCCACUAUGACCUUUGCAAAGGGAAAGAGAGAGUUUUAGCUUAGUGCCUAAUCAGCAUCAGAAGGCUACCAUAAAGAUUGUUAAGACUUGCCCCUAAGGACAGUCAAAUCUAAUGUAUUAGCAUUUGAGCGCUGCACACAGCAGAGCUUAACUUUGGUCAUAGCAUAGCUUUUUUGAGCCAGGUGUCUGUAUUGGCUCACUACUGUAAAGGACCAAACAUGACAACAAAGGGGAUGAUUCUGAAUGGUUCCAAGUGCAUCUCUUUCACUGCUGAGUAACCACUAUCUGCUGCCCCACAUCUGGAGGCAGAAAUAGAGUUUCUAUGCCAAAUUGUAGGGCUUUUCUAGCAGGCUUGACCCCUACAGCAUCUCUCUCUUAUGUUGUUGUUUUUACCAGAAAGACAACUGUGUCACUUACAAUGCCCGAUAAUUGUUGUCAGAGGGAUCUACACCAUGCUAUGCCUGCAGUUUCUCAACAUAUUCCCUCUAUUUCAGUAGCACAAAACUGACUCACUCUUCCAACAUUCUGAGAUUCUCGGCUUCCUUUUCCCCCCUCAAACUCUACCUUGUAACCUCUUUUUCAAAAUGUGCAAUGCCUCCUGCUCAGGCUUCUUGUGCCAGGAAAGCUGCACUAAAUCAUUCCUUGAUUCCUCCUCAUCAAUUUUUAUAAAUAUGCCAUUUCUAAAAAGCUCUCUACUUGCAAUUGGAAUGGAUUGUGCAUGAUUCCAAAAUACACUUAGGUUUUGCAUUGUUUGUAAGUGGGGAGGGAACAGACGAAGGGACACAGCGUUAAUUUAUAGAUGCUGCCUCCCAUAUCCCUCAGUAUUUUUGAGCAAAAGCCCUUGUACCUAUGUGCUGUUUUCAGCAGCAAAAUGUUUUCAGAUACUCAUUACUUUGGAAAAUAUGGUUACUUUUCAUUGUGCUGUACUCUAUAUUCAGAAUGGUAAUAAAUGGCAGGUGAAUGUGUCUUGAACAGGGAGUAAUGUGGAUAGAAUAAAAAUAGUUUUCUAACUGCUUUCUGCACUGAGAUUCUAUAGUAUUCUGUGUGCUCUCAACUGCACAGUAGGAGUCUUGUCAAACAGGCUGUGAGUAGGUCAAGCAAGUUACUGAAGCCACAUUAUCAAUGCUAUUACUAUCACUAUCCCCUUGGGUAGAACCUGUGGAACUGCUGACAUUUAGAACAAAAGCUGUUAUUUUAUUAUAGUUAAAGUACAAAUAAAUGGCUAUGUUCUUUUUAUUUUUCAACCAUCAAGCAGCCCAAAUUUAGCAAACCACUGAUGAGUGCCAUUGUUUCCCAUUUUAUUUUAAAUAUGGGAAAUGAAAAAGGGGUUUACAAGGCAUUAGGAUUUCAGAGCGCUGUAAAUGCUACUUGUGGAAUUAGGCUCAUACUCAAAAAUGUAGAGGAGUAUUAUUCUAUUGAAUUACUACAAAAAUAUCCUGUAUUUAACAUGUCAGAAUGGAACUUUCUCAUUCUCCUGCAUUUUGGCAUCAGUACCCCCAGACUAAAGAAUCCCUUGAUGCUCAUCUUAAAUGCAGCCUAAUUGGCAGCCUUGUUAGUAGGUGUAUAGUAAGCCGUUUUCAUACUAAAAAAAUAAAACCCAAAACAGAAACCUUCUGAUACAGACAGUCUCUUACAUGAGGCAGUGACUAUGGGGAAUAACUAAACAAAUGCUCUUUUUAAAAAAAAUAUAAAAAUGAAAUAUUGUAUUAAAAUAAUUAGCCUACAGGAAAAAAAGAUUCAGAGUAUUUUAGGCAAAGCCAGUCAAAAUGCUUUCAUGCUAUUUUGAAAUGUAAAUUUUGUCUGAUUUGUAUUGUUCUUUUAAUUUGCCUUCCUAACUUUAUAUGUGUCCUGAAUUUUUCCACAACUUGAUGACUAUAGAUUGCA
Varanus komodoensis (Komodo dragon) is the source of this 11998-nucleotide messenger RNA. It is a transcript of the gene TENM3, whose product is annotated as teneurin transmembrane protein 3. The record is from RefSeq and is a predicted model, not a curated record. Gene Ontology annotation, biological process: neuron development; heterophilic cell-cell adhesion; signal transduction. Gene Ontology annotation, cellular component: neuron projection; membrane. Bases 68 to 8518 code for a protein of 2816 amino acids. Lineage: Eukaryota; Metazoa; Chordata; Lepidosauria; Squamata; Varanidae. Gene Ontology annotation, molecular function: protein homodimerization activity; protein heterodimerization activity; cell adhesion molecule binding. The transcript has 31 exons.